CAAUUUUUAAGAAAAUUUAAAUAAUGUUAAUUUUUUAGUGACAAAUUAUUAAUUUGGAGUCAAUUUAAUUUAGUUUUUACAAGAUUUGAAUAAAAAUGAGUAAUAUUUACAUACAAGAGCCUCCGACAUCUGGAAAAGUCUUACUAAAAACCACAGUAGGUGACAUUGAUGUAGAAUUAUGGACACGAGAGGCUCCAAAAGCAUGCAGAAAUUUUAUUCAAUUAUGUUUAGAAGGAUACUAUAAUGGAACGAUAUUCCAUCGUGUUGUUAAAGGAUUCAUUGUUCAAGGUGGUGAUCCAAAUGGAGAUGGAACAGGCGGUGAAUCCAUUUAUGGAGAACCAUUUAAGGAUGAAUUCCAUACACGUUUACGAUUUACUCGCCGUGGAUUGUUGGCAAUGGCGAAUGCUGGUAAAGAUGAUAAUGCUUCACAGUUUUUUUUCACAAUGGGUGCAACACCUGAAUUACAGAAUAAGCAUACGAUUUUUGGCAAAGUCACAGGCGAGACUAUUUAUAAUAUGCUAAAAUUAGAAGAUGGGCUUAUUGAUCACGAUGAAAGACCACAAUAUCCAAAUAAAAUUUUAAAAACAGAAGUUCUGUUAAAUCCUUUUAAAGAUAUUGUACCAAGAGUUACCGAGCAAAAAGAAAAUAAGGAGAAGAGUCAGAAAAAGGAGAAAAAAACAGGGGUGAAAAAUUUCAAAUUACUAUCGUUUGGAGAAGAGGCUGAAGAAGAUGAAGAAUUAGCUUCAGUUGCAAAUGAAAAAUUCUCUGGUAAAAGUAAAUCGACGCAUGAUUUAUUAGACGAUCCAAAACUUAGUUCUUUACCGGCAGUCGAAACUGAUGAUGAUAAAAAACGAGAUAUUUCUGAAGUGGAAUUACAUCAAGAAGAAUUAGAAAAUAUUCGGAAGAAAUUAAAAGGUAGUGAUGGUAAGAAACCAAAAUCUAGUAAAUCUUCAACGAAAAUCGAUGUUGAAGAAAAGGAUGAAGAAGAAGAUGAUGAAGAAGAAGAGGAAGAAUAUUAUUUUGGAAAAGAUCGACAUGAUGAAAAGAAAAAGAAAAUGGAAAAUAUACGAAAAGAAAUACGUGACUUAAAAAAAGAUUUUCAAGAUAAUAAAAAGAAACAUGUAGAAGAAAAACAGAAAACUGAAACAGAACGAACAAAACGUAGUGAAACAUUACAAGAUUACGAUGACACAAUCGUUAAAUAUGCUGAAAAACAGAAAACUUUACCAAAGAAAGGAGCAUCAAGGGAAGAAUUUACUUUACAAUUAUUGAAAAAAUUUCAACAGAAAUUAGGUGCAGCCAAAGAAAAAGUUGGAGAAAAUGAUGAUGCUCAAACUAAACCGUUAGACGAUGAAGACGAAGAAAAUGAAGAUGAUACUUGGCUGGCACAUAAAUUAUCAUUUGCAGAUAAUGUACCAGUAUUAGCACGUGAUGCAAACACAAAAGAUGAUGCUUGGUAUGAUUUAAAUGAUCCUAGAAAUCCAAUAAAUAAAAGACGUCGUGAAGAAAGUAAAAAAAUGUUACAUAAGAAAGGUGGAAGCGGAAGCGGAAGUAGUAGUGGACAUAGUCGACAUAGGCGUUAAGUUUUGUAUUUUAUUUUUUGUUUUUGUC
Chrysoperla carnea is the source of this 1611-nucleotide messenger RNA. RefSeq names its product spliceosome-associated protein CWC27 homolog. Gene Ontology annotation, molecular function: peptidyl-prolyl cis-trans isomerase activity. Bases 96 to 1583 code for a protein of 495 amino acids. The record is from RefSeq and is a predicted model, not a curated record. Gene Ontology annotation, biological process: protein folding; protein peptidyl-prolyl isomerization. Gene Ontology annotation, cellular component: catalytic step 2 spliceosome. NCBI's taxonomy places the organism in Eukaryota, Metazoa, Arthropoda, Insecta, Neuroptera, Chrysopidae. The transcript has 6 exons.